AUGCUCAGACAGACCUUGAGCGGCGUCUUCGCCUUGGUUCCUGCCAUGAUUCGAGCGAAAGUGUCUCUCGAUCGUGUAGAUGAGUUCCUGAAGAAGACCGAGCUGCUCGAUGAGUUCUCUCCGGAUUCGCAUGAAGCCGAAGCCCUGAUCCCUAAGACGCUCGUCACUCGCGACAUCAUCGGCAUCCGCAAUGCUUCGUUCACGUGGGCGAACGAGAAUUAUGGCCUAUCAACACCGGUAUCACCAGGCACACCUGGUAGAUCGCGAAGGAAUUUCAUGCUGCGAAUUGAAGACGAGUUACAGCUCAGACGUGGCCAUUUCAACCUCAUUGUUGGGCCUACUGGCUCAGGGAAGACUUCGUUCUUGAUGGCUCUACUCGGCGAGAUGCACUACAUCCCAUCAGGACCCGACUCGUACUAUCAUCUGCCUCGUACCGGCGGUGUUGCGUAUGCGGCGCAGGAGUCAUGGGUACAGAACGAGACCAUUAGAGAUAACAUUCUGUUUGGCGCCCCGUAUGACAAGGAACGUUACAACAAGGUCAUCGACCAAUGCGGCUUGAAACGAGAUCUUACGCUUUUCGAUGCCGGAGACCAGACUGAAGUUGGCGAGAAGGGGCUGACACUGAGAUUGUUGUUCAGUGGUGGUCAGAAAGGUAAUGAGGCUCGCAUUACACUCGCUCGCGCUGUGUAUUCGUCUGCAGAGAUUCUGCUGCUUGAUGACGUCUUGGCCGCUCUCGACGUGCAUACAGCCAAGUGGAUCGUGGACAAAUGCUUCAAAGGAGACCUCGUUCGUGGUCGGACUGUGCUGUUGGUGACGCAUAAUGUGGCAAUGGCCAGCCCAAUCGCCGACUUCGUCGUGUCCCUUGGUACGGAUGGCCGAAUUGCCAGUCAGGGUACGUUGUCGAAAGUGUUGGCUAAGGACAAGGAACUGUCGAAGGAAAUCGAAGAGGAGAACAAGGAGAUCGAGAAGGCUGAGCACACCGUCGACGAUCAACAACCAAAUGAGGAACCCAAGAAGUCGGACGGAAAACUCAUCCUUUCCGAGGAAGUUUCUGUCGGGCAUAUAUGGUUCCUCGGUCACUGGGCCCAACAGUACGAGGAACAUGAUCCUUCCGAGGUCAAUGUGCCAUUUGUCCUACUGCUUUGUGCGGCAACCCUCUACGGCAUUGGUUACAUCGUCUAUGUCUACGGCGCACUGAGAGCCUCGCGCUCCAUACAUGUAUCACUCAUCCAGUCUGUCCUCGGUACGACUCUGAGGUGCUUGACAAACACCGACAUCUCGAAUUAUCACACGGUCUACAUGAAGGCACAGUUAUCGGUGAAGCGCGAAAUGAGCAAUGCACGAGCUCCCGUGCUUGGGCAAUUUGGUGCUGCUAUCGCUGCUUCCAUUCGGGCGUACGGAGCGCAGGAAGGGUCUUGCUGCCUACUUGUGUACGGGAGCACCUUCAAUGCGUCCAAUACUGGUUUCUCACUGAACAUGGCAGGUCGUUGGAUUCAGUGGUAUGAUAUUGGGUGGGUCCGUAUCUUCAACGAAUUCGAGGUGUCAGGCAACAGUUUGGAGCGCAUCGAACAAUAUGUACACAUAGAGCAAGAACCAAAACCAACUGCUGACGGUGUUCCCCCUGCAUACUGGCCAGCAAGUGGUGGACUGAAGGUGGACAGACUGUCCUCUCGCUAUUCUUCGGAUGGCCCUCGCGUCUUACACGAGCUAUCUUUCGAAGUGAAGUCAGGCGAGCGUGUAGGCAUCGUGGGUCGCACAGGUAGCGGCAAGAGCUCACUGACACUCUCGCUAUUGCGAUGCAUCCUCACGGAAGGCAAAGUCUACUACGAUGGGCUUGCAACCGAUGAGAUCAAUCUCGAUGCGUUGCGUUCAAACAUUACGAUCAUUCCUCAGUGUCAGAUUUCGAGUGGCGGGAGCAAUUUAUCAGUUGGUCAACGACAGAUCCUUGCGUUGGCAAGAGCUAUCGUACGUCAGAGCAAGCUGUUGAUCCUUGAUGAAGCAACUUCUGCGAUCGAUUAUGCGACGGAUACUGUAAUCAAGAAUCUCUACGGAGAGAAUUGGAUAAGGGUGUCACACUGCUCACGAUUGCUCACCGUUUACAAACGAUCAUGGACGCAGACAAAAUCAUGGUCUUAGAUGCCGGCCGUGUUGUUGAAUUUGGCAGUCCUGGGAAUUGCUCAAGAAACCGAAGGGCCUGCUCAAGGCAUUAGUAGAUGAAAGCGGAGACAAGGAGGCUCUGUAUGCCAUGGCGGAAGGGACCGCUUCCGCGUCAUGAAAAGAGGUCGUGAUCUGGCUUUAGUGGGUGUCGGGAGCACUCAUCAUGGACAUAGACGAACUGUAUCUUUAUUUCGCCG
Messenger RNA from Fomitopsis serialis, 2354 nucleotides. RefSeq names its product P-loop containing nucleoside triphosphate hydrolase protein. Gene Ontology annotation, cellular component: membrane. The record is from RefSeq and is a predicted model, not a curated record. The coding region runs from base 1 to 2136 and encodes 711 amino acids. Gene Ontology annotation, biological process: transmembrane transport. Gene Ontology annotation, molecular function: ATP binding; ATP hydrolysis activity; ATPase-coupled transmembrane transporter activity. NCBI's taxonomy places the organism in Eukaryota, Fungi, Basidiomycota, Agaricomycetes, Polyporales, Fomitopsidaceae. The transcript is spliced from 26 exons.